AUGGAUGCCAAAGCCAAUGACAGCACCUUCCCUAGCUUUGGAGACUUAGAUGAUUUCCUCACCAAGCAUGACUCCAAUUUUGUGUGGCUACUUGUGGGUAAGUGUUGAGGAAAUGUUCUAGGGUGGGGGUGGAACAGCAGUGAAUCUCAGCCAUUUCUCACAUUAGAGUUGAUGAAUGGGGAGCACUUAACUCCAAGUAUACAGGCGUGAAGCCUCAUUUAACACUCAUAACGAUAUGAGGCAUAGUUUAAACCCUCUGAGUCAGUGGUAACUAGGGGUGUAAUUCCAAUCCUAAUGGUAACCCAUCUUUCACUUGAGUCAUGACAGGACAUGGACCAGCUAUUAUGUCACUGUUGUGACAAUCUUAAUGAAGUCGUUACGACAGUACCAAACAUUUCCUCUUUAACUAAGGAUGGUGUGAUAUCAGUGACACUAGCUGACUACGCUCUGUUUUCUCUUCCAGCCACCAUUCUGUCCUGUGGAUGGAUCAUCUACCUGACCUACUACAACUCCCGCAACAUCGGCCUCAUCUUAACCCUCAUCAUCAACAGACUCUACAAGAAUGGCUACAUUCACAUCGGUGAGUGUAAAUAAUGAAAUUAAACAAGCUUGCAGAUGCGUGAAUAUGAACCUUGCCAGAGACUUGCAGACUCAGACUUGGCUCCCAGUUGCCCUAUUUAUGGAAUUCAGUGUGAAUAAUCGAAUGUUAGCGUGUCUGAAACUGUGACCUACUCGGAUCAGUUUUAGCAUCACUGUCUGACUGUCUGUCUGUCCUCUCUCUCCACAGGCUCCUUCUCUUUCUCGGUGCUGUCGGGGAAGGUCAUGUUCAGGGAUGUGUACUUCAUCAACGAAGAUAUGUCCAUCAGGUGCUUACUUUUACACUAUUAUGUUAUGUAUUCUACUCUCUAUACAAUACAUGCUUAUAUUCUAAUACUAUUUUAUUCUACCUUCAAUGUAUAUUGUGUUACAGAAUACAAGAUGGUUUCCUUAUAUUCCGCUGGUGGAAAAUGUAUAACCCUAAGCAGAAACAGCACGGUCAGUGGAUUGUACAAGAGACAUUAUGGUUUUGAAUUGGAUAUGGGAAACAAGUCCAUAGGUGUAGGAGUGGUGGGAGGCUGCAGAAACUCAAAUAGCUUGUACUCUUCUUGACCAUCAUGUCAAAGUUACAGAUGAUCUUGUUAUUUUCUUCUCCAGACCCCAAGGCUGAGACCAGGCUCUACGUGACCGUAAAUGGAUUUGAGUUCCACAUUUACAACCGUACAGACCUCUACGCACGACUACAGGAGACCUUCGGGUUGGACCCGACCCUCAUAUCUCCCAAAAAAGACGAGGAGAGAGGAAGAGAGGAACGAGAAAAGAGCCUGGACAGUGUUAACAUCAAAGCAGAGACUCCAGACCCGUCGUCAUCUUGGAGAUCCCUCAUCCCCGUCAUCAAAGUCAACAUCAGCACAGUGAGUUUUCCAUCACACCCACACACACUAGUCAAUAGUUAGGUUAUCUGAAAGUGCACUUAUGUUUAAUUCUCAUCAUCACUGUAUCGUGUGUAUUUCUCCAGGGUCGCUUGGCAUUUGGGAACCACCACCUGCCACAGACGAUAUGUGUGAAUUUUGAGGAUGCCUUCCUGACCUACGCCACCAAACCCCCUUCCAGCCACCUGGACCAAUACAUGCACAUCAUCAAGGGCUCUCUGGAGAAUGUCCGCGUCAUGCUCGUACCCAGCCCACGCUACCUGGGCAUGCAGAACGAUGAGUAAGUUGACCUUUGACCCUAACCCGCAUUACAUGGGCCUGCUGAACGAAAAGUGAGCUGACCAUCGACCCUAACCUCUUAAUCCUAAAGAAUACAACCUCUGUUGUCCUUCAUAGGCCGCCCAGACUGAUGGGAGAAGGGUUUGUGGUCAUGCAGUCUAAUUACGUGGACAUCUACUAUUACCAGGAUGAACCAGGUACGACCAUAUUGUGUAGAAUUUGCCAGGAUCGCAGAGUCCUGAAUAGCUUUUUUUAUACCUGUAAAGUCAUUAGUAAUUCAUAUUAUUGUGUGUGUAUUGUCAGGCCUGGUCCCAGAGGAGCAGGAGAGUGGGGAUCCAGAGCUGUGUGGAGAGGGCACCAAACUGCAAGAUCUGCCUCCCUGCUGGGGUCUGGACAUAGUCUGUGGAAAAGGAACUGACUUCAACUAUGGACCCUGGGCAGACAGGCAGAGGUACACACACACUAACUAUACUACUACAUAAUACAUAAUUGGCUGUUCACCAGACUCAGCAGCAUUCUCUCCUGUGUGCAGAGACCAUAGGAAUAUAAUUACUCAUAUUUAUAUUUCUGUAUGCAGGGACUGCCUGUGGAAGUUCUUCCUCCCGGCAGACUACCAAUCCUUGGGUGUUACGGAGGUGGCUCAGCCCGGCAAACCAAGACAGAUCCUAGCCUUCGAGCUGCGCAUGAACAUUAUCGCAGACGCCACCAUAGACCUGCUCUUCACCAAAAACAGGGUACCAGGAGACCAGGCUGCUCUCUCCUCUCCUCUCCUCUCUCAUUUUGUUAAAAGCUCCAUGUAUUAGAUAAUGUCAGAUCUAAAUAGCUGUAAAGUAUUAUAAUCCAUUCCACAAUGGGAUCAUGUGUUUCUCUCAUUAUGUGCUCUAUUGAUUUUUCUGCUCUUAGGAAACCAAUGCCAUCCAUGUGAAUGUUGGAGCAGGCUCUUAUCUGGAAGUGAACAUCCCCAUGACUGUGGGGGAGACUGGUGAGUUGGACACUGAGAGAAAGAACUGAGAUUAGAAGAAAGUGGAUGUCUUUAGUAGGGGUGUGCCGACCUUACCAUACUCGUAUUCGUAUCCAUAAUUGACAGUUGAUAGUCGGAUCGGAUGAUAUUCUUGAUCGGAAAACACGGAAGUGUUUUAAUAUGCCUAAAUAGAUGUUGGCAAAAUACCAAUCUCCCUGCAAAAUAAACUGCAGAUUAGGAGCAGUGUGUGAAGGUGUGUGUGUGUCCUCAACUUGCAGAGGGCAGUUUGCUGUCACUCAGUCAGAAUGCGCAUCAAAGUUUCAUAUUUUCUCCCUACCUUCGCCCUGCUUGUUAGAUACUAUGCACAUUGAUAGCUUGACCAAAUGUCCUACACAUUUGAUUUAUCAUAGUAGGAGGCUAACAGAAGGCAGCAUCAAUAAAUGAUCAAACCGAAACAUGCAAGGAGAAGUGGUUGUGUGAAAUUAUGAAGCAAAGCGAGUGGACGUAGAAAUACAGCUUCGCUCUUUCCAAUCAGAGCAGCAGGAUCAACGCCCUUCUCUUUACAGACAGGCAAACUAGCCAGUUUAGUUAUUUAGACUACGUAGCAACUUGCAUUUGAUUGACUUACUUUCCGAUCACGGAUAAUAACAAAACAUAUUUGGAUCAUAAUCGUAUCAGGACAAUUGCCCAUAUCUGUUACGAUACUCGUUUUAUCCGACUACUCAGCCCACCCCUAGUCUUUAGGUCUAUGGUUACAGGGUAAGACAGAGGAGGGAUGCCGUGAAAGCAUGCAUUAAUCAUGACUCAUUAAUCAAUAUUACCAUCAAUAAAGUUCAAACUUGGAUUGUCUGUGAGCAUUCGUUCUCUCCUCUCUCUCCCCAGGCUACUCUCCCACCAUCAAAGGUCAGCUGCUCCAUGUUGACACCACCACCAGCAUGCAGUACAGGACCCUGCUGGAGGCUGAGAUGCUGGCUGUAAGUACAGUACAAUAGGAAUCUGUAGGGGACCUAUUCUACCACAAGCCAUAAACUGAAUUUCCAAUACAAGUUUUGUACUGCAACAGAGUGAUUUGUGGGAUUCAAAUUCAUACCAUGGAUCAUACGCAAAAAUGUAUGCACGCAUGACUGUAAGUCGCUUUGGAUAAAAGCGUCUGCUAAAUGGCAUAUUAUUAUUAUUAUUAUUUAGCUAUUUGAUUUUGAAUUGUAGGAUCCCUUUAGGUUUAAAAGUAAUAAUAUAUAAAAAUGCUUUAAUAAAAUAUUUAAUUUGGCCUUUACUACUAUAGCCCAUAGAAACACAUUUAAUAACACAUUCAUAAAUGACAAGAAAUACAGUCAGAAAAUAAAUCAGACGCAGAUUUUGAUGGCGUAAAAAAAAAAGAUUGACGUCAAUAGACUCUCAAUCCCUUGAUGAGUUGAAUCAGGUGUGCUAUUGCAACCCCUUGAAAGGCUAACCUGUUGACAUGACCAUCCACUCUCUCACAUGUCCCCUCAGUUCCAUGUGAUUGCCAGCUAUCCCCGUGUAUGGAACAUGCCCCAGUCCUGGAACUGUGAGAUAGAGGUGUACAAGGCC
Molecule: messenger RNA, 4278 nt
Organism: Coregonus sp. 'balchen'
Lineage: Eukaryota; Metazoa; Chordata; Actinopteri; Salmoniformes; Salmonidae
Source: the annotation of a GenBank genome assembly